Molecule: messenger RNA, 1528 nt
Organism: Corticium candelabrum
Lineage: Eukaryota; Metazoa; Porifera; Homoscleromorpha; Homosclerophorida; Plakinidae
Product: ruvB-like 1
Exons: 1
Coding region: 43-1413 (456 amino acids)
Biological process (GO): chromatin remodeling; box C/D snoRNP assembly; regulation of transcription by RNA polymerase II
Cellular component (GO): R2TP complex; NuA4 histone acetyltransferase complex; Ino80 complex
Molecular function (GO): DNA helicase activity; ATP binding; ATP hydrolysis activity
Source: RefSeq, a predicted model, not a curated record
GUUACCAACACACAUGCGCAGUAAACAACAGCGAGUCUAGACAUGAAAAUCGAAGAGGUGAAGAGCACGACCAAGACCCAACGCAUCGCAGCUCACAGUCAUGUUAAAGGGCUCGGCCUCGACGAAGCAGGCUUUGCCAAACCGACAGCAUCCGGGCUCGUCGGGCAAGAAGCUGCGCGCGAAGCCACCGGCAUCGUCGUCGAGCUGAUCAAAACCAAGAAGAUGGCAGGUCGAGCAAUACUCUUAGCAGGACCGCCCGGCACGGGAAAGACUGCACUUGCACUUGCAAUGGCGCAAGAACUCGGUCCUAAAGUUCCCUUCUGUCCAAUGGUCGGCAGCGAGGUUUACUCGUCGGAGGUGAAGAAAACCGAAGUUUUGAUGGAGAAUUUUCGUCGCGCUAUUGGCCUGCGGAUCAAAGAAACGAAAGAAGUUUAUGAAGGCGAGGUGACUGAAUUGACGCCGUGCGAAACUGAAAAUCCGAUGGGCGGGUACGGCAAGACAGUCAGUCACGUGAUGAUUGGGUUGAAGACAUCGAAGGGCACGAAACAGUUGAAGCUCGAUCCGUCAAUUUACGAGAGUUUGCAGAAGGAGAAAGUGGAGGUUGGUGAUGUUAUUUAUAUUGAAGCGACGAGUGGCGCUGUGAAGCGGCAGGGAAGGUCAGAUGCGUACGCGACCGAGUUUGAUCUCGAGGCUGAGGAGUAUGUUCCUCUGCCGAAAGGUGAUGUUCAUAAGAAGAAGGAGGUGGUGCAGGAUGUUACGCUUCACGAUCUCGACGUCGCAAAUGCGAAGCCGCAAGGAGGUCAAGAUAUCCUCUCGAUGAUGGGUCAGUUGAUGAAACCGAAGAAGACGGAAAUCACUGACAAGCUGAGGAAGGAGAUCAACAAGGUUGUCAACAAGUACAUUGACCAGGGAGUGGCCGAGCUGGUACCGGGAGUUCUACUGGUCGACGAAGUUCAUAUGCUCGACAUCGAAUGCUUUACGUAUCUCCACCGAGCACUCGAAUCAUCGUUGUCACCAAUUGUAGUGUUUGCCACUAACCGAGGUCACUGCACGAUUCGUGGGUCGGUUGAUAUUAUCUCUCCUCACGGUAUUCCGUUAGAUCUUCUCGACCGUUUGCUUAUCAUCCGCACUCUCCCUUACGCUAAAGAAGAAAUGGCCCAGAUCCUACACAUUCGAGCUCAGACAGAGGGAAUCGAUGCCGAUCAGGAAUCUCUUCAACUGUUGAGUGAAAUCGGCGAGAAGACGACUCUGAGGUAUGCCGUACAGCUUCUCACUCCAUCGCAUCUUCUUGCACGUAUCAAUGGUCGCGAUUCGGUGGGAAGAGAAGACGUGGAGGAGAUCAACGAGUUGUUCUAUGAUGCAAAAUCGUCAGCCAAAGUGCUGGCCGAGCAAGAAGACAAAUACAUGAAGUAAAACACUGCAUAGAUUUAACACAUGCAGAAAUGUGACUGUGUGGUCAGUUGGCGAGACAUUGCUGUAUGUGUAUGUAUCAAUCGAAAAUAUAGUCGCGCAGACAUUGGGUAUCCGA